AUGGAGACCGAAAGUGAGCAGAACUCCAGCUCCACCAGCGGGAGCUCCAGUUCUGGAGGAAGCACCCGUCCUCAGAUAUCGCAGAUGUCUCUCUAUGAGCGACAGGCAGUACAGGCCCUGCAGGCACUCCAGAGACAGCCCAAUGCAGCCCAGUACUUUCAUCAGUUUAUGCUCCAGCAGCAGCUUAACAGUGCCCAGCUUCACAGCCUGGCUGCUGUCCAGCAGGCUACAAUUGCAGCCAGUAGACAGGCCAGCUCCCCCAACACCAGCACCCCGCAACAGACCACCACCACGCAGGCCUCUAUCAACCUAGCCACCACAUCAGCUGCUCAGCUGAUCAGUCGGUCGCAGAGCGUGAGUUCCCCCAGCGCCACAACGCUGACGCAGUCUGUGCUCCUUGGGAAUACCACCUCACCGCCUCUCAACCAGUCACAGGCCCAGAUGUAUCUCCGGCCGCAGCUGGGGAACCUGUUGCAGGUAAACCGGACCUUGGGCCGCAAUGUGCCUCUUGCCUCCCAACUCAUCCUGAUGCCCAACGGGGCUGUGGCCGCUGUCCAGCAGGAGGUACCACCCACUCAGUCUCCUGGGGUCCAUGCAGACACAGACCAGGUGCAGAACUUGGCUGUGAGGAGCCAGCAGACCUCGGCCACUAACGCCCAGCUCCAAGGCUCUGCUCAGAAGGCAGCUCUGCCAGGAAGCUCCCAGGCUUCGGGCUUACCGCAGGCCACCAGCACGGGCCAGACCUUGGCAGUGGGUCAGGCCUCCUCUGGAAGCACAGGCCAGUCCCUCAACUUGAGCCAGGGGGCAGCAGGCAGCAAUGGUGUCUCCGGGGGUGUGGUGGCAAGUGGUGGGAGCCAGACCUCAACGGGAUUGAGCCAGACCUCCUUGGCAGGCGCUGCUGGCAGUUGCCAAAGGAAAGGCACGGGGGUGGUUCAGCCAUUACCGGUAGCAGCUGCCCAGGCCGUGACUGUCAGCCAGGGAAGCCAGACGGAGACAGAGAAUGCAGCCACAAAGAAGGGCGAAACGGACAGCGGCGGACAGCAAACGGUGGGCAUGAACCUGACCAGGACCGCUACACCAGCACCCAGCCAGACGUUGAUCAGCUCAGCCACAUAUACACAGAUCCAGCCACACUCGCUGAUCCAGCAGCAGCAGCAGAUCCACCUGCAGAAGCAAGUGGUGAUCCAGCAGCAGAUCGCCAUUCAUCACCAGCAGCAGUUCCAGCACCGCCAGUCCCAGCUCCUCCACACAGCCACCCAUCUUCAGCUGGCCCAACAGCAGCAAGCACCAUCUCUGACCCAACAGCAGCAGCAAGCUCAACCUCCGCAGCAGCAGGCUCCACCUCAAAACCAGCAGCAGGCUCAGACCCUUGUGGUGCAACCUAUGUUGCAGUCCCAGCCACAGCCUGUGCAGCUCCAGCAGGACAGUCCUUGCCAGCCAGCCACCAAGUCACCUGUUCCAAUUCAGUCAAAAUCUCUGGUCACCCCCAUCAAACCACCUCAGCUUGGGCCUGCCAAAAUGUCAGCAACACAGCAGCCUCCACCACACAUCCCAGUGCAGGUGGUGGGUACUCGGCAGCAGGGCUCAGGCCAAGCCCAAGCACUGGGUUUGGCUCAGAUUGCUGCAGCAGUGCCGACAUCCCGGGGAAUGCCAGCCGUGGUCCAGCCUGUUUCCCAAGCCCAUGCUGCUUCCCCGUCAUCAUCUUCUGCUCCAGCAUCCUCACAGGAAGCUCCUCCUCUCACCACAGGGGUGAAUUUGGCACAAGUUCAAGGCACAGCCCACAUGGUGAAGAGCCCAGCCUCCUCUCCAGUUGUGGCUCAGAUGCCAGCAGCAUUCUACAUGCAGUCUGUCCAGUUGCCAGGCAAGUCUCAGACCUUAGCAGUAAAGCGCAAGGCAGAGUCGGAGGAAGAGAAGGAGGAGUCACCUAGUGUCACUGCAAUCCUGCCUGCCAGGUCCUCUCCUGUGACAGACAGCCCCAAAAACAUGGAGGAGAAGAGUGGCCUUGGAGAUAAAUCUGAUCCUGCUGCCAUUGCAACCCCAAAUACCCCCUCAAGUGAAGGAGCAUCAGUCACCCCCACCUCUGCUCCCACCCCAAACCUGGCAAUGGUGUCACGUCAGAUGGGAGACUCCAAACCCCCACAAGCCAUCGUCAAGCCCCAGAUCCUCACACACAUCAUUGAAGGCUUUGUCAUCCAGGAAGGAGCAGAGCCCUUUCCGGUGGGUUGUUCUCAGCUGCUGAAAGAAUCUGAGAAACCGCUGCAGGGAGAGGCUCCUUCUGGCCAGAGUGAAAACCUGUCCAGCAAUUCUCCGGGAGGGGACAGUGCUUCUAUGGAGCUUGAUAAGAAGGCAAACUUGCUGAAGUGUGAAUACUGUGGGAAGUAUGCCCCAGCAACGCAGUUCCGUGGCUCCAAGAGGUUUUGUUCCAUGACCUGUGCUAAAAGGUACAAUGUCAGCUGCAGCCAUCAGUUUCGGCUGCAGAGAAAGAAGAUGAAGGAAUUCCAGGAAGCUAACUAUGCUCGUGUGCGCCGACGGGGACCACGGCGCAGCAGCUCUGAGAUUGCUCGAACGAAGAUCCAGGGCAAGCGCCACAGGGGCCAGGAAGACUCAAGUCGAGGCUCUGAUAACUCCAGCUAUGAUGAAGCUUUGUCCCCUACAUCUCCAGGACCCCUGUCAGUAAGGGCCAGUCAUGGAGAGAGGGACCUGGCAAACUCUAGUAUGGCCCCACCUACCCCAGAUGUACAUGGCAUCAACCCAGUCUUCCUGUCCAGCAAUCCCAGUCGUUGGAGUGUGGAGGAAGUGUACGAGUUCAUUGCAUCACUGCAAGGGUGCCAGGAAAUUGCUGAGGAGUUUCGGUCACAAGAAAUUGAUGGCCAGGCCCUGUUGCUUCUGAAGGAGGAACACCUCAUGAGUGCCAUGAAUAUUAAGCUGGGACCAGCUCUCAAGAUCUGUGCCAAGAUCAAUGUCCUCAAGGAGACCUAACAGCUCUGAAGCCAGAGGUCUCACUUUUGCUCUGACCCCAGGGCAGCUGCCAGCUUUGGAGCAUCCUACUAGGGUGAGGAAGAAUGGGACAGUCCCCUGUGGUCUUGCAUUCAAGAAGAAUGAGAAGGACUUUAACUGAUUGAAACUGCCAUGCACAAGCCCAUGUCUUGGUCUCUUAAUGGUGCUACAAGGGGGAGGAAAACUCCCACCUGAGGCCUUGAAACAUCUUUCCUUCUUCCUGAUUUUGAAUAUGCCUCUCCCGUAUACCACAUAAAGACGUGAAGGGGACCUCUUUCUGUCUUAGCAGACUUCUGAAAGGGAACUGCCCUUGCCCCUUUUUGCUACAGCAGGUCUGCUAGAUCUUAGUUUUGAAUCUCACUGUGCCAGAACUUGAGGCAUAGGAAGAGCCGGCCCCACAUGGACAUUGGGAGCAGCUGUGCUUGGGGCAUUUAGGAAGGGGAACUAGUAAAUUCCAAGUGACAGAGGCGGACAAACAAGAAUUUGAG
This is a messenger RNA of Gymnogyps californianus (California condor), 3485 nucleotides long. It is a transcript of the gene PHC1, whose product is annotated as polyhomeotic homolog 1. The transcript has 14 exons. The record is from RefSeq and is a predicted model, not a curated record. Gene Ontology annotation, cellular component: PRC1 complex; nucleus. Gene Ontology annotation, molecular function: zinc ion binding; protein binding. Lineage: Eukaryota; Metazoa; Chordata; Aves; Accipitriformes; Cathartidae. Bases 1 to 2979 code for a protein of 992 amino acids.